Aplysia californica (California sea hare) is the source of this 746-nucleotide messenger RNA. Its product is annotated as CD109 antigen. The record is from RefSeq and is a predicted model, not a curated record. Lineage: Eukaryota; Metazoa; Mollusca; Gastropoda; Aplysiida; Aplysiidae. Gene Ontology annotation, molecular function: endopeptidase inhibitor activity.
CUGACUGUGUUCCGCCCUUUCUUCGUGAGUUUGAACCUGCCUUACUCUGUGACCAAUGGAGAGCAACUAGCCCUACAGGCCAUUGUGUUUAAUUAUCUGGAUAGUGACGCACAGGUUCGCGUGUCUCUAACAAAGUCUAAGAGCUUUAUGAACAUCUUCGUUGACAACAACGGCGUGGAGGGAACGAAGCAAGAGGACGCCGUGCAAGAUGUAUUGGUGAAGUCUGGAGAGGCAAAAUCUGUGUAUUUCCCCAUCGUUCCAAUUGACCUUGGGAAGAUCGAUGUGGAGGUCAAGGCACAGAGCACCCGUGCCGCGGACGCCGUGAGAAGACAGCUGCUGGUGGAGCCCGAAGGAGUACCCAAGGAGUUCAAUGUGCCAGUGCUCGUGGAACUGACCAAUGGAAAAAGCUCAUUCACCAAGACCGUAGACCUGUCGCUGCCGCCCAAUGUUGUGAGUGGAUCAGAGCUGCUCAGAGUCUCUGUCGUUGGUGACCUCAUGGGCCCCAGUAUCGCCGGACUAGAUUCACUACUGCGCAUGCCCACCGGAUGUGGCGAGCAGACCAUGCUUGGUCUGGCGCCUGAUGUUUACAUCACGGACUAUCUGAAUGCUGUCCAGCAACUUCAGGGAGAUAUUGCUGAGAAAGCUUUAAAUUAUAUGGAGAGCGGUUACCAAAGGGAGCUGACUUAUAAACACAGCGACCACUCCUUCAGCGCUUUCGGAGACAAUGAUGCAUCUGGUAGUAUGUG